Molecule: messenger RNA, 957 nt
Organism: Melitaea cinxia (Glanville fritillary)
Lineage: Eukaryota; Metazoa; Arthropoda; Insecta; Lepidoptera; Nymphalidae
Product: collagenase-like
Exons: 5
Coding region: 1-870 (289 amino acids)
Biological process (GO): proteolysis
Molecular function (GO): serine-type endopeptidase activity
Source: RefSeq, a predicted model, not a curated record
AUGAAGCUAUUCCUGUUCAUCAUCAGCCUCACCCUGGUCAGCGCUAGGACGCCCUACGUGCCCAUUCCUCUGAACUAUCACAAGGAUAUUGGCAUCCCACAAGCGGAUAGGAUCAAGAAGGCUGAAACGGCGUUGGACUUCGAUGGCAACAGAAUACUUGGGGGAUCUCCAGCUGGUUUGGGAGUACACCCUUAUAUCGCGGGUCUACUCAUAACCCUGACAGACGGCAGGGUUUCAAUGUGCGGCGCCUCUCUCAUCUCCAACACUCGUCUUGUGACAGCCGCCCGUUGCUGGCAGACUGUAGGCGCCCAGGGUUCCUCCAUGGAGGUCGUCCUCGCCUCCACUCGCCUCUUCUUCGGAGGCACCAGGGUCUUAACAUCUGAUGUCCAGCUCCACGAAAACUACGACCAGUAUACCUUGAAUAAUGACAUUGGGAUUAUAAGCAUACCUUUUGUGGCAUAUAGCGACAACAUCCAGAACAUCGGACUCCCGACCGGUCUGUUCCUCAGCCUCACGUACUCCGGCGAGCACGUCAUCGCCGCCGGUUACGGAGGGACUUCCGACUGUAACAACAAUGACCCACUACUCCGACACGCCUCACUAGAGGUCAUGCACAACUGGGACUGUAGCGCGGUCUACGGAACAAACACUGUGGUCGCCUCUACGAUAUGUACUAGCGGAACUAGCGGCCUCGGUACAUCCGGCCCUUGUGCUGGUGACGUUGGCGGCCCGUUGGUGUGGAACUUCCUCGGGGACAGAUAUUUGAUCGGUGUGACCUCGUUCAUGGCGGCGAGCGGUUGUGACGCAAACCUACCAGCUGGGUACACGAGGGUGACUUCCUACGACAGCUGGAUACGAGCCAGACUUUGAGCGAUCUAGGACAGACGUUUAUUGUCAUUAAAUGUUACUUUUUCAGUUUAAUUCAGAGAUUUAUUUAGAUAUAUUCAGUUACUUGUA